Molecule: messenger RNA, 2268 nt
Organism: Mauremys mutica (yellowpond turtle)
Lineage: Eukaryota; Metazoa; Chordata; Testudines; Geoemydidae
Gene: FARSB
Product: phenylalanyl-tRNA synthetase subunit beta
Exons: 17
Coding region: 347-2149 (600 amino acids)
Biological process (GO): phenylalanyl-tRNA aminoacylation
Cellular component (GO): phenylalanine-tRNA ligase complex; cytoplasm
Molecular function (GO): magnesium ion binding; RNA binding; phenylalanine-tRNA ligase activity
Source: RefSeq, a predicted model, not a curated record
GAGCAGCAGCCGUUCCCCCAGGGCCCUACGCGCGGCCCGUUCACCAUCUGGAGCCGGCUCGGCCGAACCGACCCGGCUGACGUAUCGUCCUGCGUCCAUAGGUGUCCUGGCUCUGCCUGAUCACACCAAUCACAUCCUUCCUUUCGUGCCGCUCGCACGCCGCGGGUCCCGCACGGGGAGAGCGUGUGCGAACCGGACACCGGGGCAGCGUGAGAUGGGGAGGGCAGCAGCGCUGGUACAGGAGCAGAAGGGGACUCGGAAGAUCAGGCGAUGCUUUAGGACAGCCCCAGCGCCUGGUUAGUUCGGCGGAGUCGGGGUCCUUCCAGCGGGCGUGCGCGGAAGGCGCAUGCGCAAUGUGACUGUAGCUCAGGCUUCUGACAUGCCGACGGUCAGUGUGAAGCGGGAGCUGCUCUUCCAGGCGCUGGGCAGGCGCUACACUGAUGAAGAAGUUGAUGAACUUUGCUUUGAGUUUGGUCUGGAGCUUGAUGAAAUUACGUCUGAGAAGGACAUAAUAAGUAAAGAACAAGGUGAUGGAAAGGCAGAGGGUGCAUCAGAUAUCAUUCUCUAUAAAAUUGAUGUUCCUGCUAACCGAUAUGAUCUUCUUUGUCUGGAAGGAUUGGUCCGAGGGCUUCAGGUCUUUAAAGAAAGGAUAAAGGCCCCUAGAUACAAAAGGAUUAUGCCAGCGAAUGGUGGUGUUCAAAGGCUGAUUAUUACUGAAGAGACUGCCCAAGUUCGUCCUCAUGUGGUAGCUGCAGUCCUUCGUAACAUAACUUUUUCCAAGGAUCGCUAUGAUAGUUUCAUUGACCUACAAGAAAAAUUACAUCAGAACAUCUGCAGGAAAAGAGCGUUAGUAGCGAUUGGCACCCAUGACCUGGACACAAUCUCUGGUCCAUUUACUUAUACAGCUAGACCUCCUUCAGAAAUUAGAUUCAAGCCCCUGAAUCAGUCCAAGGAGUAUACGGCUUCUGAAAUUAUGGAUCUAUAUAGGACUGACAGCCAACUUAAGCAUUAUCUACACAUAAUUGAAAACAAACCACUUUAUCCAGUUAUCUACGAUAGCAACGGUGUCGUUCUUUCAAUGCCACCAAUCAUCAAUGGAGACCAUACAAAAAUAAGCCUAAAUACCAGAAAUGUGUUUGUUGAAUGCACAGCCACUGAUAUUACAAAGGCAAAAAUUGUCCUCGAUAUCUUAGUCACGAUGUUUAGUGAAUAUUGUGAGAAGCAAUUCACCGUUGAAGCAGCAGAAGUAACUUAUCAUAAUGGAAAAACCUGCAUCUAUCCAGAACUGGCUUACCGAAGAGAAAAAGUGAAACCUGAUUUAAUUAACAAGAAAAUUGGGAUCAGUGAAACGCCAUCAAGUCUUGCAAAGCUGCUGACCAGGAUGUGUUUGAAGUCACAUGUCACAGGGAAUGGGAACAAUAUAGAAAUUGAAAUUCCUCCUACCAGAGCGGACAUUAUCCAUGCAUGUGAUAUCAUAGAAGAUGCAGCAAUAGCUUAUGGUUAUAACAACAUUCAGAUGACUAUUCCAAAAACAUACACCAUAGCUAAUCAAUUUCCUCUCAAUAAGCUCACAGAACUUCUGAGACAGGAUUUGGCAGCUGCUGGAUUCACUGAAGCACUCACUUUUGCACUGUGUUCCCAAGAAGAUAUUGCUGAUAAACUCGGUGUGGACAUCUCUUCAACAAAAGCAGUACACAUAGCUAAUCCUAAAACAGCAGAAUUUCAGGUGGCACGCACCAGCCUUUUGCCUGGCCUCCUGAAGACUAUUGCUGCUAAUAGAAAGAUGCCUUUGCCUCUGAAACUUUUUGAAAUCUCUGACAUUGUUGUAAAAGAUUCCACCAAAGAUGUAGGUGCAAGGAACCAGAGGAAUCUCUGUGCCAUUUACUACAACAAGAACCCUGGGUUUGAGGUCAUCCAUGGUUUGCUGGAUAGAGUCAUGCAACUGCUGGCUGUGCCACCAAGCAAAGAGAGUGGAUACCUAAUCAAGGCAGCUGAAGACUCGGCUUUCUUCCCUGGCCGUUGUGCUGAGAUCCUUGCCAAAGGUCAAAGUAUUGGAAAGCUUGGAGUCCUUCACCCUGAUGUUAUCACCAAAUUUGAGCUCACCAUGCCAUGCUCUGCCCUAGAGAUCAAUAUUGAGCCCUUCUUGUGAAGACAAAACUGUUAUAUCACCUCCAAAUAUCCACUUCACAUGCAACCAUACCCUUUAGUCUCUCUCUGCAGAGAACAUCCAUUUAUACUUCAAUGUUCUAAUAAACUAGAAAAACACGG